AGCUAUAUUGGCUCAAGGUGCCUGCCAUCCAUUCCAUUCCGCUGCUACAUUCACAACCCCCUUCUGCCUUUCACUCAGCCGAGCGAUGGCGCGCGUGAUGGCGGCAAUGCUGAUGGCGCUCGCCUUCGUGCAGGCCAGCGCCCUGGACUCGGAGGAGGAUCGCCCCAAGGGCGCCCGCAGGCGUCAGAUGGAGCGCACGCGCGCGGCGGAGCUCGACGCUGCGAUCGCCAAGUCCGGCUGCGCCGACCUCGGCGGCGAGAAGUGGUUCUCGGACGCGCACGGCGAGCUGUUCCAGGUGAAGCAGGACAAGUGCUCGAUCUCCUUCCAGCUGAAGAAGAAAAGCGGCGAGAUGUACGAGAAGAAGGGCGUCGUGCGCGGCACACGGGUGCUGGUGGAGCCGCCGUUUCCGGAGGGCCAGAUGCUUCCGAACCAGACCGUCAUGUGGGAGAGCGGCGCCCGCUGGGAGCGCAAGUGGUGAGCGCUGGGCUCGCCCGGGCGCCGCGCCUCUGGGUGAGCGCGUGGCUGGGUCGGAGGGCUUCGAUGUCCUCAGCUUGCGAUUCGGUCGGGUGGUGGUGGUGGGAAGAACACGUUGUUGCAAUACGCCCUCCAACCCAUUGGGGUAAAGCUGCGCUUCCCGUGCUUGUCCGAUCAGGUUUAGAAGGA
This is a messenger RNA of Prorocentrum cordatum, 663 nucleotides long. Lineage: Eukaryota; Dinophyceae; Prorocentrales; Prorocentraceae. The record is from the annotation of a GenBank genome assembly.